Molecule: messenger RNA, 6929 nt
Organism: Salvelinus namaycush (lake trout)
Lineage: Eukaryota; Metazoa; Chordata; Actinopteri; Salmoniformes; Salmonidae
Product: RILP-like protein 1
Exons: 8
Coding region: 303-1496 (397 amino acids)
Biological process (GO): cilium assembly
Cellular component (GO): cytoplasm; ciliary basal body
Molecular function (GO): protein dimerization activity
Source: RefSeq, a predicted model, not a curated record
GAACGACAGUGUAGGCAGGACCGCAAUGGGAAAGCGGGUGAUUUUAUCAAAUUGAUCAAAAAUCGCUGACAAGAUGUCCGACGCGAGUAGAAAACCCCAAUCGAUACGCAUCUGUACUUAUUGAAGUGGAUACGAUACACACAGAACCUGCAGAACAACCAAAAGUAAAUACUUUUUCCAAGGGGAGGAAGUUUGUUGUGUCGAAGGAAAUAUAAUAGCCCGGUAAAGCAGGGACAGACUGCGGAAAACUGCCAGAGCAGAGGACAGUCAGAAUACAAACCCACCCACCCACCCAGUCAGCCAUGGAAGAGUUUGGGUCAGCGUUGGAGAAGAAUGUGGCCGAUUUAACGGUUAUGGACGUGUAUGACAUAGCCGCGGUGGUGGGCCAGGAGUUUGAGCGGAUCAUUGAUCAGUAUGGAUGCGAGGCUCUGUCCAGGCUCAUGCCAAAAGUGGUGCGGGUACUGGAGAUCCUGGAGGUGAUGGUCAGUAGGAACAGCAUCAGCCCGGAGACAGAGGAGUUGAGGCUGGAACUGGACAAACUACGGCUGGACCGGAUGGACCGGCUGGAGAAAGAGAAGAAACAUAAGAAGGAGCUGGAGCUGGUAGAGGAUGUAUGGAGAGGGGAGGCCCAGGACCUGUUGUCUCAGAUCGCUCAGCUUCAGGAAGAGAACAAAACACUCCUUACUAACAUGUCCAUCAAAGACCCCAUGAGUGAAGAGGACCUGCAGAGGCACGAAGGUAUGUCGGAGCGGGAGCGUCAGGUGAUGAAGAAGCUGAAGGAGGUGGUGGACAAGCAGAGAGACGAGAUCCGAGCCAAAGACCGCGAGCUCACGCUCAGGAACGAGGACGUUGAGGCACUCCAGCAGCAGCAGUCUCGUCUGAUGAAGAUCAACCAUGACCUGCGCCACAAGAUCUCCGUGGUGGAAGCUCAGGGGAAAGCCCUCAUCGAGCAGAAGGUGGAACUGGAGGCGGGAGCUCAGGCACGAGUACAGGAAAUGGGAGCACUUCGACAGGAAGUGACACGUUUAAGGGAGCGCCUGCAAGGAGACACGCCUCAGGGUCUAGAGGAGCCUCCUCCCCAGCCCCCCUCCCCCGCACAGGAGGCGCUAUGUGAUGAGGAGGGGGGAGGCCUGGACCAGAAGGAUCCCAACAGGCCCCGGUUCACACUGCAGGAGCUGAGAGACGUUCUGCACGAGAGAAACGAGCUCAAGUCCAAAGUGUUCAUGCUGCAGGAGGAGAUCGCCUACUACAAAAGUGAAGAGGCGGAGGACGAGACCGGCACCCCUACUCCUUCCCCUUCCCCCGAACAACUGAGGGCACGGCCCCGACCCAACGCACAGCCCGAGUCAGGAAUCAAACGCCUGUUUAGCUUCUUCUCUCGCGACAAGAGGCGGAACUCCCAACGGAAUGCACAGUUUGAAGACAGCUUCAGCUCGUGGGCGGGAAAGGAUGAGGUGUACACCGAACAGGCCCAGGAGGCUUUGCAGCACAUAUAGGGCACGUUCCUCUGACCAGGCGUUGUUGACGCCUGCCAGAUCUUACAACGCAUGGAUAGGUAUUUUAAGUAUCAGCUACCACAUCACAUGUUAUAGCAAUCUGUCAGGCGAUGAAAUAGUCAAUGACGGGGCACGCAACCAUUGGUUGAUGCGUGCAACGUCUUACCAGGAGAACGUGACGUAGUGAUUGGACAGCGCUUUAUGAUGAGGUCACUCAGAACCAUCUCACUGUAAUGCCCCGCCCAUGCCCACCAUGUGAGCUGCAGCAGCACUUAAGGGACAGUUCGAAAUUUACUGCGGUGGGGAGUUGGUCCAAAAUAGGGGAGGGUUGUCAAACAUAUUUUUUUGCUUUGGGGAGGGUUGUGUAAUUUUUUUAUUGGGCACGGGAGGGUGGUGUAUUUUUUCCCUGGUUUACAUUCCCCAUUUUGCAGGAUUGACUAUAUAAUGUCUUCCAUAUAGUCACAUUUCCUCAUCUGCUUGCUUGCGCCUCCCCUAUCAAGGUGUUUUGGUACUUCCCUUAUGCACUACGCUUUUCUGCAUGAUUACUAUACAGUCAACUCUAUCCUGCCCUCUAUACAUAGUGACAAUAGUGGUAGGUGGAUCUGCAAUAAGUUAACUGGCAAUCAUACCACACAUAAAAUCAUUCAAAUCUGCACCGAUUUUCAAUAUAAAUCCACAAGAACAAAAACGAAUAGCUGAUAGGCAGUAGAGAGGCCAGGGGCAUCAUUGCGCAGGAAAGAACAGUCAAGACAUGAUAUAUGCAGCUCAAAAAGCUCUCCUAUUCAUCUUGUUUAGGCCAAACACAUUUUAUCUACUAUAUAACUGAUUCCCCUCUUCACAGUUCUAAAAAUAGUAAAAUGUUUAAUAAAAUAGUGAUGAAUUUAAUUCAAAUGAAUCGAUUCUUUUAAAUGAUUAUUUUUUACUAACUGAACGAUGUGCUUCGCCAGGUCGCAGUUGUAAAUGAGAACUUGUUCUCAACUGGCCUACCUGGUUAAAUAAAGGUGAAAUAAAAAUUGUACAGUAGUAGUUGGGGUUAAAUUGUGGUGAAUCGAAUCAUGGGAAUCCAAAUAAUAAUUUGAGAAUCGCAAAUAAUAAAAACAAUUUAGCUGUAGGCGUCCUUUCGAAUUGUGUCGAUGCAAAACAAUUUGUUGAUACUUUAAGUUGAUUUGGACAUUCAAUUUAUGGGACGUUGCAACUCAAUAGAUGCUAGUAGUCAGCCAGAAUUACACACUUCUAAUGGGAAGACUAUAACAUCCACGGUGCAUGCUGAAACAGUCAUUUACAAUGCUGAAACAGUCAUUUACAAUGCUGAAACAGUAAUUUACUAUGCUGAAACAGUAAUUUACAAUGCUGAAACAGUCAUUUACUAUGCUGAAACAGUCAUUUACAAUGCUGAAACAGUCAUUUACAAUGCUGAAACAGUCAUUUACAAUGCUGAAACAGUCAUUUACAAUGCUGAAACAGUCAUUUACUAUGCUGAAACAGUAAUUUACAAUGCUGAAACAGUCAUUUACUAUGCUGAAACAGUCAUUUACUAUGCUGAAACAGUCAUUUACAAUGCUGAAACAGUCAUUUACAAUGCUGAAACAGUCAUUUACAAUGCUGAAACAGUCAUUUACUAUGCUGAAACAGUCAUUUACAAUGCUGAAACAGUCAUUUACAACAUUUCCCCCCCAAAACCUUCCAAUUAAAUGUUGACUGCAAAAGUAGGCCUACCUGGCAGAAUGAUAUCAUGAAGAUUGGUAUCAAUCGGGUGCACAUUUGUUUUGCAUACUCUGCCAUCACAUGUGCAGUACAGAAACCUGACAGAAACACUUCUAGCCUAACACAAAUGUACUGUGAGUAAAACUUAGCUGGGACAUGCUUUCAAUGGUGUUCUCCAACACCUGAAACCAAUAUUGUGGAUUAGGGGGGUACCCUGACUGGGACUCAAACCCUGGUCCCUGUGACUGUCAUUCCAAAACCAUUAUACUGUCACAAUCCUCGCUGUAUGAGCCAUGAUACAAUUAAUACCAAGUGGGUUAACCCUAUUGGCACGAUGCAUAUGGUGUUUGCCUUUGACGCCAGUGACCGGGUUUCACUUCCUUGUCCUGUUGUUUGCUACAUUGGUGUCAAAAUUGGGAAUACAAAGAGGCUAAAAUCUCUUGGUGAGGCCGCUAGGUCUUGUACAAAGUUUUUUUUGUAUUAAUAAAAGGGGUACAACUUUUUAUUUUAUUUUUAUUAUGAAUAUAUUUUUAUUCGCUGUCUCGCAUCAAAUAAAUCCAUUCUUCAGUUAAUUACAUUUGUAUGGCCUUGGGGACAAUACAUGAUCCUACCAAGACUAGCCUACAACACCACCAUGCAAUGAUUAUAAGGUCUACAAAGGCACAGUACAGGACAGUCUGGCUCUAUUUUUACUUCUGAUACUGAUGCGCUGUCUGUUGCCGAUCAUCAUUCUCCCAGCAGGCCCACUUAUUCGGGGAAGUUUAAAGCGCGUUCUGCCUCCUUUCCGAUCUGAUCGGCUAUUCCUCGAACCUAACGCUUCAAUAUAGGCUAAAUAUUUGUCAUUUAACUUUUAAAACGUAUUACCUUUUAUAUGUGGCAUAACCACAACCAGUCAACAAUGUUUUAAUCUGAUUAGUUUUCUUCAAAGGUCUCCUGUAGGCUACCUGCGCAUGUUCAUCCACUCGAAUAUAAUUCCAGCAUCCAAACUGCAACGGACAUUCGAUCUGUUACAAAACACCAAAAAGUUUCAUGACAUUCGGAGAUUGUCAAGCCAAGCGAUCGACACUGAGUAGGAAGGGAUGUAUUUUCAGUUUGUCGAGAUUUACAUACUCUAUUUGAUUUUGGUGUUGAAAACGCAAACCAUGAUGAAACGCUCAAAGUCGGUAAUCGGUGUGCAGUUAUUUGUUGCUUAUUGGUUGUGUGCGGUGCAUUGGCAAAGAAACUUGUUAGUCUAACAUUUGUUGCAUAUGUUUGAUAUAAUUAGAAAUAUAGCAUCAAAAUGUUGAAAAUCUGAUCCCCCCUCUAGCUGAUCAUUGUCUGCAGCCGGCUCUGAUCGUAGUGUAAUGAGUCAGGCAAGAAGAGUGAUGAGCUUGUGAACCCUCAACCUUCUGGCCCGUAGCCCUACGUGGCAUCGACUGUGCCACAAAGCAUGCUAAGUCGAUAUUCAUGUUUAUAAACACAGGGUUGCUACAGUUAUUGUUAUUUAUGGUGGUAAUCAUUCUCUUUGAGUACAUUUUCUGCGGGGGGGGGGGGCAAUACAUUUUGAACUGUCCCUGAAAGCAUCGUAAUGGUCAGCUCACUUCACAGUACAGCUGAGUACAGCACAUCAGCUCCAAGUCACAGAGUAAUUCAGUCAUUCACCCAGCAUCUAGAAUAGUGUUUCCUAACCUCCUUUGUCAGUGAACUCCUUGCCUUGCCUUGGGACUGUGGUUAGUGUGCAGUAGCGCUGCAUGGGUAAAAUCACUGCAGAAGCCAAGACAGACCCCCCCCCCAUACUACAACCUAUGCGUUGUGAUAAUUGCGUUGUUUGCUCUAUAACCUGUUCGUUCAUGUGCCUUGCGACCGUGAUAUAUAGGCCUAAAGGCCGCGACAAUUAGACAGUGGCAGAAUAAAUUCAACCACACAUUUGUUUCAUCACAAAACCGGAGAGCAACUUCUGUCCAGUGAAGUCCACAAAGCAUAUUGCACAUAACAAACCGUUACAUGAUCUAACACCAUGGUCAAGCAAGUUAAGUUUCCGACAGUUUCGGACCACUAAACAACUAUUGAUUUAGAACCACGGAGAGUUACCGCAAGUCGUAAAGAAAACAGGAGCUGCCUCCACUAUUCCAGCAACAUUACUGUGCCUGCUGCAGUAUAGUGGGAUUUUAUGACAUUGCUGCUUCUAAGUGACAGGACAGAGAGAGUUGGGGGUGAAGAGGAACAGAUUCCGUUUGACUUCUGGAGAAGAAAAAAACUCCCUAAAGCCUUUAUUUAUCCAAAAGUGAAAUCCAGGAGAAUUGACAGAUGCACAGAGCGGUUCCCUUUAUGUUUGAACGGACAGAGACACAGUAGGUGUAAGAGAGAGACAAUAGUCAGGCUUGGUAGGCUUGUGGAAAGUACAUAAAGUAUGGUUGACAGGUGAGAGGAGAGCGAGAUGGAGGAACCACGUCAGAAACAACAGAAAGAUAAUCACGAGUCACAGGUUUUAGAGAUAGAGGAGGAGAGUUAUGUCCAGUAAAGAAACCGAAUACAGACCGAGAUGUAGCAGACGCUGAUUAAUCAUCAUACCCCCUUGACCUUGAGCUCGACCAGUCAUGUCCUCAGAGGCAGCUAGGGGGCGCUGUGGCUAGGCCCCUCACCAGCACUGGCUAAAAGGUGUGUGAACAUGCAGUAUGUGGUGGCUUUUUUUAUUUAACAGAUUGGCAUUGUACAUAAAAUAAUACGUGUUACUGGGUUUUGAGUUGGGAUUUUGAAUUUCACAUCUGGAACAUCCUGCCUAUUCCUUGACUGCAUGAUCAAACUAGAUGGUUGGUAACUCUAUUCUCAAUACAACUAUUUUGUUUCCCCAACAACAUGCUCUGCCAAAUACAUACUGUUGUUAGAAGUUUGGGAAGCCUUUUUAGAAUAAAAUUCCCAAGUUAGAGGUUUUAUAUUUUUCAAAUGGUGAAUUAAGCACAUAAAGUUAUAGUUUUACAAUGUCUUAUGGAAAGAGUAUUUUUGUUUUGAAUUAAUUUAACCAGAUGCUACUUGCUGCUGCUUUUUUGUUUUCCGGCAUUUUAUGGUGCCUUCAGGACUAGCCAAGUGGUGUACAUAUGAAGCAAAAGUAAACUAUUUGAUAUAUAACAUUUGAAUGGGCGUCAUGUUGGAACCAAAUGUGACAAGACAAGACAAACAACACUCAAUUUAGAUGCAAAUUUACAAUGUUGUCGUGGAAUAUUUGGUUCAAACAUGGAGAGUAGUUUGCCAAACUCUGUGCUAUGGCUGCAAGAUGGUUUGUGAGAAGCAAAAUGGUCAGUGUGGAUGAGGGAGCUUUUGGAUCCUGAGGAGUAGUUCUGACUCCGUCAAUCAGACAUGAUGCUUCAGCCUGACUAUGAGAACAUUGACACUAUUCUUAUGACUGAAGAACUGUUAAAUCAUUUAUUUUAGAAUGCCAGAGACAAAAUGAAAGUGCAAAAAUAGGGCAACGCUUAUUGUGACAAAAAGGAUUAAUAGUCAAUAGAAAUGAUAUCUUGUCUGCUGGUGGCAACAUCUACAACAUAAUUUACACAUAAAGGGAAAUAAAUAAUACAGUAUUGUUAUCUGAACAUGGGCAGAUGUGUCAUCAUAUACAAACUUCAUGGAGCCCCUUCACACCUGGUGGUAGAUUUCUAUUGUAAGGAUUCCAGAUAUGAUGAAUGUCUCGUUGUUUUGAUACAGCUUGUUGCCUUUUAUUCAAAUAUGCCCUGUCAAUAAACAUUGUGAUCCCCA